UGCAUCUCAGCUUCUUGUGCAGCAGGCUCUUAAACAAUGUCUCCGCGUUGGGCUCUCAGAUUAGUUUGGCUUAUUUGCGCAGUAUCACCUGUUUAUGUAGUAAGCGAUGCUUAUGAUUGUGCCAGAGCACACUUUGAACAACACCCUGGGAAUUUCAGAUUUCGCACAGGUGGUUGGUUGUUACACAGUGGAAAUGGAAUGAAGGGUUUUCACGUCAAGAAAUGCAGGAUUUGGAGGGGAAAAUGGACGGCUGUAGUGAAAAAGCCGAUGGCAGCAAUCAAAACGCUUUGAUGACUGUAUACAAAAAUGUGCUGGCUUGCUGCGGUGAGGAGGCCUACAAUCCAGUCAAUGAAAUAUGCUGUGACUCAGCCAUCAGAGUGAAACCUGCUGUUAAGAGCAAGUGUUGUGGUAAAAAGGCCAUCAAUGAGGAUAAGCAGUUGUGCUGUCAAAUCAACAAGACGAUAACAAGGACUUCAAGUCUAUACCAGUGCUGUGGAAGUGAAGAGUAUAACACUGAGACUCACUGUUGUGAUAGCGAAUUACAAAUCAAACCAUUCGGUAAUAGUUCCAUUACCUCAAGAAGACAGGUUGAUGACUGUGAACCAGAAAGCAAAAUCUGGACCGAUCAGCACUACUGUGGGCCUAAAGUUUUCAGACCUGAAAAAGAGAUCUGCUGCAGUGGACACAGAUAUAACAAAGCAGGAAAUGAUCACUGCUGUGGGGUGAAAGCCUACAACAUUACAGACCCAAAGAUGAAGUGCUGUGCAGGAACACUGCACCGUCUCACAGCUGCAACUGCAAAUGGCGAGUGCUGUGGAUCCAUUCUGUACACAGAGGGUGUUUGCUGCCUGAGUGAGGAUAAAGAGGUGUUCUACUCUGCAAAGACAGAUUUCAGAUGUUGUGGACAUCUCUACUACAACACCUCUCUGUGGUCAUGCUGUGCAGGGAAACUGAGACCUCGGAAAUCAGGGGUGUUCCACAACUCCACAAUUUUGUCCUUGAACAAACUGAAUCAAGCAGAACUUUGCAACCCAAUAAAAAUUGGGACUGUGGAAAGUGUAUCUCAGCACAGCAUCGUGUUCAGCAGUUUGCUGGAAAUCAAUGGGCAAAUUGCUUCUUUGAAACCUCUGGACUGGCAUUAUUCCUGGAACAAACCUUAUUUACCUGAACUAACUCCUGGGAAGACUUAUUUCUUCAAUGACAAUAAUGUCUUCAUUGAUUUCAAUCAUGACUCUCUUCUUCAGUCGAUCCGUUUCAUUAUUUCCAAAUGUUCGUCUGGUUAAUCUGGUUAAUCUGCUCCAGUGUGCAAUAUGAAAUUAGUUCUCAGAGAGUGACAAAAGCUUCAGUAGUAAAAUAUGUACUUUGUGCAGUCAAAGUCAUGCAAUAAGAUGGUGCACUAAAUAGUGUGUUGUCUGCGUUCUCAUAGUGAGUUCUCAUAAAAGCUCUUUACAGUUUUGUUCUUCAGAUUUUUUUCUUUUCAAAUUUGUAUUAUGUAACAAAAAACAUAAAAACUGCAGUUGUUUGGGCGGAUGCGAUUUUUCGCUAACUUACUCUGCUAUCAACAAUAAAAGCUAAAUAUGCAGGUGCCCUGUGAUGUCUGCAUAUUUAUCUGUAACUGUGUUUAUAUUGUUUAUUUCUUAAUUGUUACUCAAUAGCUAAUUUUUCCCUGAGGUCUUUGUUCUGUGUUACUAUAUAUUCACAUUUAUACAAAAAUCAGUUAUCAUCAUCAUCAUAAAUGUAUUCAUAUUUUAUCCAAUGAAUAAAUUUUUAAAGAAUA
Molecule: messenger RNA, 1777 nt
Organism: Oreochromis niloticus (Nile tilapia)
Lineage: Eukaryota; Metazoa; Chordata; Actinopteri; Cichliformes; Cichlidae
Product: galaxin
Exons: 12
Coding region: 222-1283 (353 amino acids)
Source: RefSeq, a predicted model, not a curated record